Oncorhynchus nerka (sockeye salmon) is the source of this 3117-nucleotide messenger RNA. Its product is annotated as GTPase IMAP family member 7-like. The coding region runs from base 222 to 1070 and encodes 282 amino acids. The transcript has 3 exons. The record is from RefSeq and is a predicted model, not a curated record. Gene Ontology annotation, molecular function: GTP binding. NCBI's taxonomy places the organism in Eukaryota, Metazoa, Chordata, Actinopteri, Salmoniformes, Salmonidae.
UAUGUUCUAGAUGUAAUUUUAUGUGAUAAUGGCAGACAUGGUCUAUGGUUUUGGGAGAUGGAGAUGACGGCUGAGGUCAAACCAUCACCUUUUACAUCAAACCUGAACGAUGCAACUCUAGCAGUGGACUGGCCAACUGGAGGAGUUAUACUUGGACUCAUUACUAAGGUUUCCAUCCAACGUUUUUACGACCUGACGGAUCGACUCGACAAGACCCAAAUAUGGCUGGUGUGCAGAAAAAACAAAAUGAGGCACUGAGGAUUGUUCUGGUUGGGAAGACUGGAGUUGGGAAGAGUGCAACAGCAAACACCAUCCUGGGGAAAAAAGUGUUUGAGUCUAAACUUUCCCCUGUUUCUCUGACAAAAGAGUGUGACAAGGCAAGAGGGGAGGUGGAUGGGAGAGAAGUGGCUAUUGUUGACACUCCAGGCUUGUUUGACACUAACUUGUCACAAGAGGAGACCCUGAAGAAGAUUGCUAAGUGCAUCUCCUUAUCUGCUCCUGGGCCCCAUGUGUUCCUUGUAGUGAUUGCGUUGGUUAGAUUCACACAGGAAGAGAAAGACGCAGUGGAGAUGAUUCAGACAUUCUUUGGAAAAGAUGCAGCAAGAUACAUCAUGGUUCUCUUCACAAAUGCAGACCAGCUUGAAGAACAAACAAUUGAAGACUUUUUGCGUGCCUCUUCAGAUCUUCAGGAUGUCAUUGCCAAAUGCGGUGGGCGGUAUCAUGACUUCAACAACAAGGAUAAGAAGAACCGCUCCCAGGUCACUGAGCUGCUUGAGAAGAUAAACAAGAUGGUCACGAUGAAUGGAGGAAGCCACUACACCACUGAGAUGUUCCAAAAGGCUGAGAGGGCGAUUGAAGAGGAGAUGAAGAGGAUCUUGAGAGAGAAGGAAGAGGAGACACUCAGAGCGGAGGAAGAACUAAAAGCAAAAUAUGAAGGAGAGUUCCUAAAGGAACAACAAGCCAUCCUAAGUGCAGUCACCUUGGAAUCAGCCAGAGGUUCAGCUGAAAGAGAAAACAACUUCACAAAAAAUCCUCUGCGCUUUUUGAGCUCUUUGUGUAGUAUCCUCUGAGGUGGUGUCAUCAGAAAAAAAACAAAUAACUGUGGGAUGGCAUUAGGCAUGUGACAAUAGAACAAGACAUGAAGUACUGAAGACUGGGGGAAAAAGCACCACGAUACUAUACUGCAAAAUCACAUGACUUUUCAUUUAUGAUAAAGUGGCAUGGAAAAUAAUAUUAGGAUAGGACUUGAUUUGCCCUCGAUGACAAGUGAACUCAUACAAUUGGCUUACAAUCAUACCAUUGAGUGACCUGCUUUAAAUGCUGAAGCUAACGGAAUCUGCUAACCCAACUUAAAAUAUCUGAAGUAUAUCAUUGUUUUCCAUCAUCCUGUGUAACAGGUAACAAACACACAGACGACUGUAAUGGCAGAGAGAAAGAACCUGAAUAAUCAUGAGUGUAAUGAUACUUUGAGGUGUAUUUUAUAUAUUGAUCUUGAGAUUGGGACUUACUCCGAGAAUUCGGUAUUAAAGCUAUUGCUUCAACUGCACCUAGGACUCAAGUCUUAAACAUGUUUGUGUUUAUAGAAUAAUUGUACUACUGCGUUCACCUAUACAAUCCCUAUUAGAUCAGUGAUUACUACAAGGAAGGAAUGCAUUUUAUUGUUUAGAAGGAAGAACCCAGGACUGGAGUAUCACUUUAAGAUCAGGAAAUUAGGCAAAAGGGUGUGUGUCAUUAGGCUGUCACCAGACCGGUAAUGCAGGCCUUUUUGGCAGAGAUCAAAGAUGGUUUUGAUUAGAGCAGGGAUGGGCAACUUCAGUCCACGCUGGCCAGAGUGGUGUCACACUUUCCCCCCAUACCUAGCAAACACAGCUGACUCAACUAAUUGCAUUCUAAACUGAAGAUAAUGUUUAGUUAAUUAUUGGAGUCAGGUGUGUUAGCUGGGUUGAAAAUGUCAUACUUUUCAUGCCCCAGAGUAGUGGAGUUGCCCAUCCCUGGACUAGAGGGAGUACAGCAACAACCAUAAGUGAUUUUUAUUUUGUAGCAGGUGAGGAGAAUUUAUGCAGAAGGUUAGGAUAAUUAAUGGGACAGGUUAGGAGACAUUUACAUUUAAACAUUACAUUUAGACUUUAGGUUAAGGAUAGGAAAGGGGUUAGGGUUGGCUAAAAUGCUCUCCUAACCUGCUACGAAAAGUCCCUUCUGGUCGUAGCUGUACUGUUUCUAGUCAUAACCAUCAAAGAUUGGCAUCCUAGAGAGGGGAAGGCACAGAGAUCCUGUAUAUAUAUGUUCUAGAUGUAAUUUUAUGUGAUAAUGGCAGACAUGGUCUAUGGUUUUGGGAGAUGGAGAUGACGGCUGAGGUCAAACCAUCACCUUUUACAUCAAACCUGAACGAUGCAACUCUAGCAGUGGACUGGCCAACUGGAGGAGUUAUACUUGGACUCAUUACUAAGGUUUCCAUCCAACCUUUUUACGUGAGUAAAGUACAUGUUAGAUAAAAAAUGUCACCACAGGCCUGAUGGAAACUUUCCAAAUAUCGACAAAACAAUAUACGCUAGAUAGACAAGGUGGGAUCUUUUUGUGUCUGCAAAAAUGUCUUAUGUGAAAAUGGCAGUGAAAGUCUAUGCGCAAAUAUUAGUAUAAUAACCAUGAUAUCGAAAUAAACUCGGAGUCACGCAAUGUUGUCUGGUCUUCCAACUACGACUUGGGAAAGCAAGCAGUUUAUUAGGCUACAAUUUAAAUAAAUUAUGAACUUCACAGGGUGGAGAAAGUGCAUUGUGAUGAGCUUGAUGCUCCUUUCAAAUAAAUAUAGAGGGUCUUAUUCUGGUAAUGUGAUGAUGAAUGCUUGGCUGUUUGUCAAAUAAAAAUAAUUGAGCUCUUCUCAAUAAUGAUGUCAUCAUGUAGGCUAUACCUGCACUGUAUGAUGUGGGCUAGAGUGCACAUGCCACGACCAGAGUGGGCACAUUCUCUAUAUAACGUAACACUUGUUUUGUCAAAACCAUCAGUAAAGUUGAAAAUGCAAUGGAAACCAGUUUUACUUGUACAGAACAAAAAUAUGAACACAACAUGUAAAGUGUUGGUCCCAUGUUUCAUGAGCUGAAAUAAAAGAUCCCAGAAAUGUUC